Molecule: messenger RNA, 3023 nt
Organism: Aspergillus saccharolyticus JOP 1030-1
Lineage: Eukaryota; Fungi; Ascomycota; Eurotiomycetes; Eurotiales; Aspergillaceae
Product: ssDNA endodeoxyribonuclease RAD1
Exons: 8
Coding region: 1-2925 (974 amino acids)
Biological process (GO): double-strand break repair via single-strand annealing, removal of nonhomologous ends; double-strand break repair via homologous recombination; resolution of meiotic recombination intermediates
Cellular component (GO): nucleotide-excision repair factor 1 complex
Molecular function (GO): single-stranded DNA binding; damaged DNA binding; single-stranded DNA endonuclease activity
Source: RefSeq, a predicted model, not a curated record
AUGCCUCCUGAACGAGCCAAUGUCCCGGUGAAGCUGUCCCUGCCUCUACAAUACCAGCAGGACAUCUUCACCGAACUGCGCGCGGAGGAUGAAUUGGUGGUUCUUGCACGAGGCCUCGGCCUUCUCCGGCUCGUAACCAAUUUGUUGCACUUUUAUGAUGCUGCAGGGAACAAUCUUGUACUGGUCGUUGGUGCUGACGACCGAGAGAAUGAGUGGAUCGGAGAGGCGCUUGCGGAACACUGUGCCAUCAGUAAGACGCCUCUUGCUAGGGGCCUCAAGAUGAUCAAUACCGACAGAGCCACGGUUCCAAUGAGAGAGAAGUUCUAUGCCGCUGGCGGUAUCCUGAGUGUGACAUCCAGAAUACUGGUGGUGGACUUCUUGUCUAAGCUCCUUGAUCCUGCAAAAGUCACGGGGAUGGUUGUGCUCCACGCCGACAAGAUCCUGGCAACGUCUCUCGAAGCUUUUAUCAUUCGCGUAUAUAGAGAAGCCAACAAGACCGGGUUUCUCAAGGCUUUCUCAGAUUCACCCGAGCCGUUUACAACAGGCUUUGCUCCGCUGGCUACCUCCAUGCGCAAUCUUUUCCUACGUAAAGCAUCGCUCUGGCCGCGCUUUCACGUUACCGUUGCAGAAUCACUGGAAGGUCACAGAAAAGCUGAAGUGAUCGAACUCGAGGUUCCGAUGAGUGAUAAGAUGCGGGACAUUCAGAAUGCUGUCCUUGAGUGUGUGGAAAUCUGCAUCGGAGAGCUCAAGAAAGCAAACACUGGGCUUGACAUCGCGGACUGGACCCUUGACAGUGCUUUGCAUCGAAGCUUUGACAUCUCAAUCAGGCGCCAGCUCGACCCUAUGUGGCAUCGGGUGAGCUUCAGAACCAGGCAGAUUGUCAGUGAUUUGUCGGAUCUCCGUGCUAUUCUUCAUGCCUUGCUUACCUAUGAUGCCGUAUCGUUUCUCAAAUUUCUUGAUCUCAUUGUAACCGCUCACACUCCGCCUCCUGGCUCUACAAGGCACAAUUACUCCCCUUGGCUCUUCCUUGACGCCGCUGAUGUGCUGUUCCAAACGGCCAAGGCGAGAGUUUAUCAAGGCAAGAUAAGUAAUGAGGUGGCGCGCUCAUCGUUGACUUCAUUUCCUACCACUCUGCAACCAGUCCUAGAGGAACAGCCAAAAUGGGAGGUUCUUGCAGAAGUACUUGAGGAGAUUGAGACUGACGCAUAUGUCAACCCUUCACAUGUGGACGAAUCGAACAGUACCGUGUUAAUCAUGUGCAGCGAUCAGCGAACGUGCCGUCAACUUCGCGAAUACCUUGCAACCAUGCAUGCUCAAGUUGUAGACAGGAAGCUGGAGAGUUUCGACCCUGGUGAUGCUACUGCUGAGAAGAAAGGCUCAGCCGAAGUGAUGUUGCGCCGAAGGCUCCGAGAAUAUCUAGAUUGGAAGGCCUCUCUAUCAAAUGUCAGCAAAAAUCUCUCAUCCAGACCACCCAACCAAGACUCCACUAGCGCAGCAAGCACGUCUACUCCAGGAUCUGUGAAUUCUAGGGCACCCGCAAACAAACGGCGCCGCGUCAGAGGUGGUGGUACUGCGACCGGUCCAGGACGGGCGCCCAAUGCCGGCAUACAGGUGGAGAUGGAACCUGCAGGCCAAGUAACGGCGCUCUUAGACGAAAUCAAGCCUACGGAGGUCGAGGAAACUCAGAAGGAAGAGAUAAUCGUGGAGGAUCUGGAGGAUAUGGACGACUAUUACGAAUUAUACGAUAUGAACGAUUUGAUUAUGAUACACCCGUAUGACGGCGAUAUGGACGAGCACAUUCUUGAAGAGGUUCGUCCGCGAUACAUUAUCAUGUACGAGCCAGAUUCUGCAUUCAUCCGACGAGUCGAGGUCUACCGUAGCUCUCAUGUGGGCAGGAAUGUGCGUGUAUACUUUGUUUACUACGGAGGCUCAGUGGAAGAGCAGCGGUAUCUCAGUGCUGUGCGACGUGAGAAGGACUCGUUCACGAAGUUGAUUAAGGAGAAAGGUAAUAUGGCCGUCACAAUUGUCCAUGACAAGAGCCUAGAGGACCCGCAGGAGCAAUUCCUCCGAACCGUUAACACGCGCAUCGCAGGAGGCGGACGACUCGCCGCGACAGCCUCACCUCCACGAGUAGUGGUCGAUGUGCGGGAAUUCCGCAGCGCGCUGCCGUCGCUCCUCCACGGGAAUAACGUGAUCGUGAUCCCCUGCCAGCUCACGGUAGGCGACUACAUCCUGACGCCCGACAUCUGCGUCGAGCGCAAGUCCGUCCGCGAUCUGAUCACAUCCCUGCGCAACGGCCGCCUCUACAACCAAGCGGAGACCAUGCUCCAGCACUAUAAAAACCCCUUCCUUCUGAUCGAGUUCGACCAGAACAAGUCCUUCACCUUCGACGCCUUCGCGUCCGCAACCACACCGGGAACCACCUUCCUGACCGACUUCGGCUUCUCAUCCUCCGGGACAAGCACGCUGUCGGCGAAUAGCUCCCUGGUCAACCCCUCGAGUCCGAAGUCGGCACAGCACCUGCUCGUCCUCCUCACCCUGACGUUUCCCAAACUCAGAAUUAUCUGGUCCUCGUCCCCGUACCAGACGGCCGAGAUUUUCUCCGAGCUAAAGAAGAAUAAUCCGGAGCCGGACCCGAUCCGUGCCGUGCAAAUCGGCCUUGAUAUGGAUAUCGCUGCGUCGUCCCACCCGGGUGAUAUCAUGGCUGCAGCGGGCAUCGAGCAUCGCACCUUCAACCUCCUGCCUCAGGACAUGCUCCGAGCCGUACCCGGGGUGACCCCCAAUGUCCUCGAGCGGCUGAUCACGGAGACGGACAACAUUCACGAGAUCGCCAACAUGAGCGUGGAGCAGCUUGACCCUAUCGUAGGCAUCGAAGCUGCACGUAAGAUAGUCGGUUUCUUCCGAAAGAGCGUGUUUGAGGACUAGUCGUGAUAUACAAGAUGUGGAUAAAUUCCGCGUAGGGAACGGGACCAGAUAUAGGCUAGAACUACGCAUUAGUUAGGUGGAACUUGAUUGAAUAGUAG